This is a messenger RNA of Pseudocercospora fijiensis CIRAD86, 1479 nucleotides long. RefSeq lists its product as uncharacterized. NCBI's taxonomy places the organism in Eukaryota, Fungi, Ascomycota, Dothideomycetes, Mycosphaerellales, Mycosphaerellaceae. The transcript has 2 exons. The record is from RefSeq and is a predicted model, not a curated record. Gene Ontology annotation, molecular function: protein binding. The coding region runs from base 1 to 1479 and encodes 492 amino acids.
AUGGAUAGCCUGCCUGUGGAGUUACUGGCUUACGUCGUCGAAUUCUGCGAUCAUGCAUCUCAGAAGCAACUGAGAGGCGUGAACAAAGACUGGGAGGAUCUCACGAAUCCUCACGUCUUCGCACAUAUCUACAUCGCAAGUUUUCAAGCAGAGCUAUCCAGCUUCCAGACAUUGGCGUGUUCGCGCCUCGCGAAAUACGUCAAGAAAUUGACGUACUUCACCGAUACAUUGCCGAAGCUUUCAAAGAAAACAUACCAGGGCUGUAUCGACCUUCGCCCAGACUUUCACAAGUUCCGCAAUCAGAAUGCAGACAAGUAUCCUGACGAGCCAAGGACGGUUUAUCGGCCCCACACCCGCAAUGAUGUGUUCUCGCGUGCAUGGGAUGCUUGGGCAGAAUUGCCUCGUCACUCUUUCACGAAGAAACAGAUCAAUGAAGGGUGGGAAGUGUAUAAGCGGCUUUUUCAGGAACAGAAGACUUGGAACGCCAAUUUGCAAGGUCAGAUGCUACAGCAGAGUUUUGCGAAGCUGCCGAAUCUGACCGAAAUUGAGAUUGCGAGAGCAAUGGCUGAGACGAGGAGUACGAGUGAGUGGCCAUUGUGGUCAAGGAUUCGCCAGGAGUUGUUGCUCGGGCCUGAUGACUGGCGUGAACAAUACACACCAGAACCAGACCCGCGCAAGAUCGACUUCCCAGUCACGGAGCACGCAGUUCUGUGCUUGCUCGAAGCCAUCGCGCAAAGAAAUCGAGUCCUGGUUAACGACACUGAUGGUGCUUGCAGACCAGUGACCAAGCUCCUGCUCCAACACCAAUUCCUUGAUCCAUCCUCUCUAUUAGCCAAUUGGUCCAACUCAUUAUACGGAACUGCACCAGCAACCCGAGAAUGGGCCGUCUCUCAUACAGGCCGUCUUCCACUCGCAACAGCAUUCAGCAACCUCACACGUCUGACCAUGUGGCUUCACUUCGACGACGAGAGGCCUUUCCAUUUCCAAGCCUCAGUCUUCGCCCAACUGCACCACUUCCUAUACGCGGCUUCCAAGCUGCAGACGCUCAUCCUUCAAAUCGAAUGCCCGGACCACUUCGGCGAAGAUCUAGAAGACUUCAAUGGAACGGCACCUUCCGCCAAUGUCUUCGAUACCACCGUCACCAUAUGGCCAGACAUCACAUAUCUCGCACUAUCGGCCAACGUCGACACUGACAAACUAUUGCGCUUCCUCUACCUCCACUCCAAGACCAUAAAACACUUACGACUCACCGAUAUGAUCGUCCGGGACGUCCCCAAACUAAUCGACCACCUCCCUUCGACCAUCUCCCGCAACUUAGAAACGAUCUAUCUCCGUCAACUCUGGCACGAAGGCAUCGAAAGCCUCCCCCAUAACGAAAUCCACGAAGACAUCAGUGAAUGGGACUUGUGCUUCCUCUCACAAUCGACAGAUUUCAACGCACCCUACGAGAAAUCCGCUUGGAGAAUUCGAGAGAACUGA